UGCACUUUGCCGACGAGCAUCUCUGCCGUCCUGCUUCACUACAGUAAUCACUGCCCCCUCCUCCUCCUCCUCCUCCCUCCUUCCUCUCGGAUCUGCGAAAAUACACGGGGACUUCACUGGGAAAGGCAGAGUUCAUCAAUGUAACUCCGGUCAGUCCGAAGCUGCGCCGUUUACCUGGAUAAGUCCAUCCCGACGAGAAGAGAGAGAGUGACACAAGAGAGCACGAGAAAGAAGAAGAAGAAAGAAGAAGAAGAAGAAGAAGAAGAAGAAAAAGAAGAAGAAGACAAGCCCAGUGGAGUGUCGACGCGAAAUUGUGAGGGGGGAAACAAAAGAGAAGAAUAUGAUUGUCAAGCAGCAUCUGAUCUUCAUCCUUUACAGCCUCUGUGCAAACGUCUUCAAAGUGGCUGGGACAAAAAGCAAAGGGAAAGGUAGCCAAGGUCAGUUCCCCAUAACUCAGAAUGUGACGGUGGUGGAGGGGGGCACAGCCAACAUGACCUGCCGUGUGGAUUACAAUGAUAACACUUCCCUCCAGUGGUCAAACCCCGCACAACAGACCCUGUUCUUCGGGGACAAGAAAGCUCUGAGAGACCACAGAAUCGAGCUGGUGCGAGCCUCGUGGCAGGAGCUCACCAUCAGAAUCGGUGACGUCAGCCUGUCAGAUGAGGGCCAGUACACCUGCUCGCUCUUCACCAUGCCUGUCAAGACCACCAAGGCCUUUCUCACUGUUCUGGGAGUGCCAGGACGGCCGGAGAUCACAGGAUUCACCAAGCCGGCCAUGGAGGGGGACGUGAUCACGCUGACGUGCACCACGUCAGGCAGCAAACCAGCUGCCAUCAUCCGGUGGUUCCGAAAUGACAAGGAGGUCCACGGUACAAAAGAGAUAAAUGCCACAGGCAAAUCCUUCACAGUGAGGAGCAGCCUCCAGUUCCAGGUGGACAGACGAGACGACGGCAUCGCCUACACGUGUAGUGUGGAGCAUGUGUCCCUGUCCAACCCCUACAUGACCACAGAGGUUCUGGAGGUCCACUAUGCUCCGCAGCUGGAGAUUAUACAUUCUUUGAUAAUUCCACAGGAAGGGCAGUACUUCAAAUUGGAAUGUGUUUCCAUAGGCAACCCAAAACCUGAACCGGUGAUGUGGUCUAAAGACGGAGGAGAGCUGCCUGACAUUGAGCGCAUGAUCGUGGAGGGCAGAGAGUUAACCAUCACCACGCUAAACAAAACAGACAACGGCACAUAUCGCUGCGAGGCGAGCAACCCCCUGGGGACGAGCAGUGCUGAAUAUGUACUGUUUGUAUAUGCCAAAGACUUUCCAGGGCCAACGACAGAUCCAAAUGCUCUGGGACAACACGGACCUGACCACGCUUUAAUCGGCGGCGUCGUUGCCGUCGUGGUGUUCAUCACCUUGUGCUUGAUAAUCGUUCUUGGGAGAUAUCUGGCCAGACAUAAAGGCACAUAUCUAACGCAUGAGGCCAAAGGAGCAGAGGACGCCCCGGACGCAGACACAGCCAUCAUCAACGCCGAGGGAAACCACGUGCACGCAGAGGAAAAGAAAGAGUACUUCAUUUAGACUUCUGGGCCCUUCUCGUUUUGUGUUUUCGAACGACAGCAGACAUGCAAUUUUCAACUGCCUCACUGCAUCACACGUUUUACUUAAUAUUCACGUUACAUAAUUCGGUCUGCUACAGAAAGUUCAUGCUCAGUUAAAGCUUGUUUAUCAAAGCAUUUGCUGAAGAGUUAGCCUUCUCCUUUUGUAAUCACGUGUGUCCCAUGAUGCGACUGGAUUUUGUCCAUUUUGCUUUUACUUUUUUUCCUGCUUUCCUUUAUCGCUAUACUCAACUUUCUUCGGAUUUUGUUUCAUUCAUUCAUUCAUUCAAAAAAAAAAAAAAAAAGUGCUUCGCUUCUCAAACUGUUCCACUAUAAGAGCCACCUGUAUCUGAGGUCCGGUGUGUGACAUUUUGGAGGUUUAUUUGAACAAAUUGAACAGGCCUAACUAUGUUUAAGGGUAUAAUUGCUUUCAAACUGAGAUUGCUUGGUUUUCAGAGCCUUAAAAUAAACCUUUUGUAUGUGUAGUUAUAGCAAGGGUCUCGCUUUUCAGAGGAUUUCCACCUUGUGCUGAUGGACAGACAAAGCAGAUGGAGUUUCAUGUUUUAAAAUUGAAGGUUACUACACAAAGAAGUAAGAGCAACAUCCUUUCUGAUAUUUAAUGGCCACCAUAGUCCCCUCAUGUGGUUGGGAAAGGGAGAGGUGAAUGUAGGUGGAGACGGAUUUAUCAAACAUUAUAAAGUAUUUUGUAUGUACUGGAUGGUUUUGAAUGUUGCCAUGGAGUUUACCCCCCCGACGACAGCCAUACUAUUGUUAACAGUAUCACAAAGCAGACAGUACGUAGAAGCACAAUCGUUGUGAUUGUCUCGAGGUGGAAUCCACGUCCCUUUUAGCGCCCGUCUGUAUAUGCCCGCAUAGAUUUACUUUCUCCAGUUUUUUAACCCAUGCUGUUCAUUUGAACCAACGGGGAGAACGAGUCAGAAAAUUAAAGCACAAAGUCUGAGGACUAACCGAGGGUAAAACACAUCAACUGUCUCAGGAUUCAAUUACGAGUCUAGAUGGAGAGAUGGUGUCAGACACACGAUGAAGAUUUCACUACGCUGUAAGAGUUCAGUUAUCGUCUUUGGUUCGGAAAAUUUGAUUUAUUUUUUUUUCUUGGGGUGGGGGGGUUUGAUACAGUAUAAGAUCCAAAAUGACUGAGUGGAACCUUAUUUAUGUUGACUUUUAUUGAACAACUAUGCUCAAUGUGUGGAUAUUGCUGUAAAAUACUUUGCCAACGUGAAUACUGGUGACCAAUAUUGUUGAAUCUUUGGAUCCCUGGCACAUAACAAUUUGUAUAUUAGCAUAUACAGUAGUUGGAAUAAUCCACAGGUCUUAUUUCUGUUCCCCAUGAAUCUAACAAGAGGUGUUUUUUGCCAUAAGGUAUGUAAAUAUUGUGUAAGUAUUCAAUUUAAUUCAUGAAAAAGGAAAAGACACUGAUUAUAGCGUUUUAAUUUCACAACAUCACGUCAGUUACGGUCACUUUGAUGAAGUUGUUUUCGCACUUUUAACGCAUUUCUUUUCAAACAGGGAUUCUCAUUGCUUAAUUGCUGAAAAGUGGAAAAAAAGACGAAAAAAACUGAAAAAAAUCUGGUCAGAAUAUAUGUAUUUGUUAUUAUGAUUGAUUGACAUUUAUUAUAUAAUGCUAUAUUGAUUGAUAUUAUUGCUGUUAUUACUGAAGUAGUUGUCUGACAUUAACUUUUUUUUUAAUUCUCAAACCUGUCAUAAAAAAACAAUAUAAGGAUCACCAUUAUGGCCUUUGAGUUUGCUGCAAACAGUACUAAUGACAUGUUGAGGCAUUGGUGAAUCAGACAUCCCCUCACUGUAAAUAGCCACUGUAUCAAAGACAUUGAACCUCAUUGCCAAUGCUCAUACAUGUUAUUUUGUUUGUUCAAUAUGAUGCUAUAUAAAUAACUCAUUUUGUACAAAGUUUUAAUCGCUGUAAUUAAUUUGCUUUUUAUGGGGGAUGUGUGAGGUUUUGCUUUUUUUUCCCCUCAGUAUUGAGUAUUCAAUUUUCAACUAUGCCACUGUACAAAAAAGAAAAAGAGAGAAGAAAAAAGUACAGAUUAAAAUAUGAACAACUUGAAAAUGAGCUUUUUGU
Messenger RNA from Solea senegalensis (Senegalese sole), 3682 nucleotides. It is a transcript of the gene cadm2b, whose product is annotated as cell adhesion molecule 2b. The transcript is spliced from 11 exons. The record is from RefSeq and is a predicted model, not a curated record. The coding region runs from base 341 to 1567 and encodes 408 amino acids. Lineage: Eukaryota; Metazoa; Chordata; Actinopteri; Pleuronectiformes; Soleidae.